AUGCCCAACAAAGGAUAUCGCCAAGAUCUUCCACCAGAAGGUGGAUAUCGGAAGUUCAACUGGGAAAGAACCUAUGCCAGGAAGCUCUUUAGACGUAAGCUUAUAAUUUCUUUAUAAUAUCGCUAAACUUUUACUGUUGUUGUGAUGUUAAUAUUCUUUUGAUUUUCUGAUCUUUUAUUGUGAUUUUAGCGAUUAUCGUUAUUCCGGUUAUCAGUGCGGCCUGUACUUAUGGUGUCUAUCAGACGUGGUCUCAACAGAGACAACUAAUGUAAGUUGUUUAUUAAUAUAUAUUAUUCUGCUUAUAGUACGCGUAAAUUUGAGGAUACCGACUUACAUACUGCUAUGGAGCCAUUCUUGAAAGCAGAGCGAGACAGAAAGUAAGUUUAAUAAAUUAAUUAUAGUUAAAAUAGAGGUAUUUGGUUUUUUGUAGAUUCUUUUGGUUUAAUCGUUACUGAAAUUGUUGGCUUCUGGUUUUUUUAUUCGUUAAUUGCCAGAAUUAACAUAGAAUGCAUAGACGUAAAAAACGUUAAUAAACCUUAAUAAUUUAAGAUACCUAAAAACUGUGAAAAGAAACUUUGAGUUAGAAGAAGAGAUCAUGAAGGACGUUCCAGGCUGGCAAACUGGUACUUGGUACGGUGAACCAGUCUACUUUACAAUGGGAGACAAGUGGUGGGAUCUUUCUCACUAUGUAAGUUUUUUAAUUUUACUAACCAUGCUCAGACGAUACAUAAAAAAAGAUACCUUUUGAAUCCCACAGGACACUAUUUAGGCCUGGAAAUUGGAUUUAUAAUCUUUAAUAGUUUUAAGAUAUUAAUUUAAAACUUGAUUUCAGGAGAUGUUCGCUCACGUUUGGCAUAAGAAAAAGUACGACGAAAUGCUUUGGCGUCAUCACACCGACUACUCGGCUCCCAAGUUCUACGACAAGUGGAUUCCCGAGUCUAUCAAAGCCUACCUUUGGUGA
Molecule: messenger RNA, 961 nt
Organism: Bursaphelenchus okinawaensis
Lineage: Eukaryota; Metazoa; Nematoda; Chromadorea; Rhabditida; Aphelenchoididae
Source: the annotation of a GenBank genome assembly